UUUCCCUAGCAACCGCUCAACAGAUCCCGGGAGCCUCUGGAGGCGGCUGCUGCCUAGACCCUAAAGUACUCCUUUUCAACCAGUAUUUCGUAUUAUGAUUUCUCAAGAGAAGACAGAAGAGCAUCCUUUUGCAGAUAUAUUUAGUGAAGAUGAAAAUGAAAACAAUUUUUUGUUGUCCAAACCUGUUUGCUUUGUUAUAUUUGGGAAACCAGGAGUUGGAAAGUCAACAUUAGCCCGCCAUAUAGCACAGGCAUGGAAAUGUAUUCGUGUUGAAGCUCUAUCAAUUUUGGAAGAACAGAUUGCUGCUGAAACUGAAUCAGGAGUUAUGGUGCAAUCAUUGCUGAUCAGCGGUCAAAGCGUUCCAGAUGAACUCGUUACAAAGCUAAUGAUAGAAAAGCUGAAUUCCCUAGAAGUCUCUCACUUUGGUUAUAUCAUCACUGAAAUACCAUCCCUUUCUCAGGAUUCCAUGACCACUUUGCAGCAAAUAGAACUCAUUAAAAACUUAAAUUUGAAACCUGAUGUUAUAAUCAAUAUUAAGUGCCCUGACUAUGAUUUAUGCCGAAGAAUUUCUGGACAAAGACAGCACAGUAGCACAGGGUACGUAUACGCUAGAAAUCAGUGGGAUCCUGAGGUCAUCGAGAGUCGUAGGAAAAAGAAGAAAGAAGCCCAAAAAGAAGGGAAAGGAGAAGAAGAAGGAGAAGAGGAAGAAGAACAAGAAGAAGAGGAGGCAUUUAUUGCUGGAAUGCAGAUGGUGGCUGAAAUUCUCCAACAUCUAGUUCAGAGACCUGAAGACUAUCUGGAAAAUGUUGAAAACACUGUUAAACUCUAUAAUGAGAUAGUUCUUCAGUGUUUAGAAGAAAUAAUGGCUGAGCACGAUCCACAGUAUCUCAUUGAGCUUAAUGGAAACAAGACACCAGAGGAACUCUUUAUGAUAGUUAUGGAGCGACUGAAAUAUCUGAACCUCAGAAGAGCAGCUAUUUUAACUAAACUUCAGAGUGCAGAGGAAGAAAUUAAUGACAUAAUGGAAAAUGAAGAGCUGUUCCACACUCUCUCAUCUUACAAACUCAUCGCACCAAGAUACAGAUGGCAGAGAAGCAAAUGGGGGCGUACCUGCCCGGUGACUUUAAAAGAAGGUAACAUUUAUUCAGGAUUACCAGAUUUUUCUGUGAGCUUCCUAGGUAGAAUGUACUGUCUUUCAUCAGAAGAAGUAUUUAAAACAUUCUUGUUGAACCCGCGUCCCUAUCUCCUUCCGCCUAUGCCAGCACCGCCUUGUAAAGUAUUCGUAUUUGGACCUGACUGCUCAGGGAAGACAACACUUUGCAAUAUGCUUGCAGAAAAUUACCAAGGAAAGGUCAUUGACUAUGCCAAACUUGUUCAACCACAGUUUGAUAAAGCCCGUGAAGCAUUAAUAGAAAAUGCUAUAGCUGAGACCACCGAAACAGCGAUUAAAGUUGUAAAAGAGAAGCUUCUCAGAGAACUACAGGCUAAAAAACAAGCCGAGAUAACUUUAAGGGAACUUCAAAGACAAUAUGAGAGAAAGGAGGAUGAAGAGUUCCCAAUGAAGACAUUUAGGAGCUUAGAAGAAGAUUUUGCAACUGAGGAAGAAGUGUACCGUCCAGAAUCCAAAAGAAACAGCUCUUUAGGGGACACCGAGGAAGCCAAACCAAAGUCAGAAAAUGUCCUUUAUGAUCAAGCUGCGAAAGUCAAUAAAGACGAUGAAAAUGAAAUCAGUGGACCAUCCACAUCUAAAAGGAGUUCUGAAGACCCUGGCCAAGAGCUAAAGACAGAUGCAGACAAAGUUGAAGACUCAAUAGAAGAGGUAACAGCAACACAUCCACAGGUUCUUUCUUUGAUUGAAGACAAUAUAAAAGUGAUAAAGGAGAUGAACUUCGAGCACCCAUAUGAGAAGCAUGCUGAAAUCUUAGAGAAAGUGCUCAGAGAGGUCACGGAAGAAAACAAGGACAGGUUUCCUAAUAGCCCAAGGUACGGAGGAUGGAUUGUGGACAACUGCCCUAUUAUAAAAGAGCUGUGGACAGUCUUAAAUGACAAAGGAAUUAUACCCGAUUUGGUGAUCUGCUUAUCAGAUACAGAAAACAAUGGAAAAUGGUUACUUAAUAGGCUGUAUUUUAAAAAUAAACAUGAAAUUGACUCUAAGAUUUUAGAAAGAUUACGAGAUGACCUACAAAAGAGAAAAAAAGAGGAAGAAGCAGCAAGAGAAGCCAAAGAAGAGGCAUUAAGAAUAGAAGAAGAAAAUAAAAGGCUAAUGGAAGCUAUAAAUAAGAAAACAAAAGAAGCUGAAGACGCUGAUGAGGGAGAAGAUGAACUUGAAGGAGAGGAGUCUGAAUUCCAUGAGUUGGAGGGACUCGAUGCUGCGUCUGAGGAGAUCCGAGGGUCAUUGUUACCUGAAGAGUUUGAAGUACCUGAUAUCCCUGAAACAGAACCCGAAUUAGCACCUGAGCCUACUGACGAUACCUCAGUUGAAACAGAAAAUCCAAAAGAACCCAAAGAGGGCCUGGAAACCGAAGAAUUAUAUGAAACAGUUGUAUUGCCUGAGUUUGCAGAAGACGCUUAUCCUGAUGUUCCUGAAAUGGACCCACUUAAAGAGAAGAUUAAUUACUUCAACAUCAUGUGGAAACAGCUGGAAAUAAUCAUGAGUGAUUCUUUCCUUCAAAUUUUAAACCUGGAGAUUGCCAACAAAACUCCAAAGGAACUACUUCAAAAAGUAGUCGACACUAUGGAAAAACCUUUUCAAUAUACUGCGUGGGAAUUCAGUAUUGAAGAUUAUGAUGAAGAAACAGAAGACUAUCAAGCUGAAUUAGAAGCUGAUGAGGAAAUAGAAGAAGAGGAAGAGGAAGAGGAAGAGAAUGAAGAAAAAAUUAAAGAGAAAAGGAGGCAUCUGGGAGAUACGAAACACUUCUGCCCAGUGGUUCUUAAAGAAAACUUUAUUCUGCAACCAGGCAACAUAGAAGAAGCAGCUAAAUAUCGAGAAAAGAUCUACUACUUUUCAAGUACGGAGGCUAAAGAAAAGUUCUUGGAGCACCCUGAGGAUUACGUGGCUCAUGAAGAACCUCUAAAGGCUCCUCCUUUAAGAAUAUGCCUUAUGGGCCCGCAUGGCGCUGGCAAAACCGUGUGUGCAAGACAUUUGGCAGAAAAAUUGGGCAUUUUUCACAUUCAGUUUGAAGAAGUUCUUCAAGAAAAAUUACUGCUCAAAAUUGAAAAGAGAGUUGGACCUGAAUUGGAGGAAGAUUCAGAGGAAGAACAAAUUGCAAAACAAGAACUUGAAGAGCUUGCAAUUCAAGCCAAUGUUAAAAUUGAAGAAGAAAACACCAAAAAACAGCUACCAGAAGUGCAACUUACAGAAGAAGAAGAAGCAAUCAAAUCAAGCCUAAUGGAAAAUGAGCCAUUACCCUCUGAAAUUCUUGAGACAAUUCUUUCGGAGUGGUGGCUUAAGGAACCAAUACGUUCCACAGGUUUUAUACUUGAUGGUUUCCCACGAUUUCCUGAAGAGGCCCAGUUUCUGGGUGAGCAUGGAUUUUUCCCAGACGCUGCUGUUCUUAUACAAGUUGAUGACCAGGAUAUUUCUGAUCGUCUCCUUCCUUCCCAAAUUGAAAAGUGGAAAGUAAAACAAAAGAAGAAAUUUGAAAGGAAAAAACUCAUCAAAGACAUGAAGGCAAAAAUCAAGGAUGAUCUGGUGGCUAAAAGAAGGGCAGAACUUAUAGCAGAGAGAGAAAAAAAAAAGAAAGAAGAGACUGCUAGAGAAGAUGAAGAAAUUAGUGAUGAUGAGCCUGAAGAAGAUGAAGACGAUAUUGAGAACAUCCUUGAAGAGGAGUUUCCAAAAGAUGAGGAAGAAAUGAGUGAGGAAGAUGAAGAACAGGAAAUGGAAGCGAUUGAACGCCUGAGAGCGGAACUGGGAGAAAAAUUUGAAGCAGAUAUGAGUAACUUACAAUCUGUACAGGACGAAUUGGAGAAGGUUUUAAUACCAGUCAUUGUCAUUAAUGGAGCUCGGAAAGUCCAUAUUGUACAGUAUAUAUUGAGUACGAAACUGAAACCACUGGUGGAAAACCGUGAGAGCCUUUUUGAGAAAUGUUAUCCGAUAUCAGCACUCCUUGCCCAGAAAAUGCUCACCUACACCUAUAAGUAUAUAAGUGCAUUUGGCUACUGGGACCCUGUAAAGCUAAGUGAAGGAGAGACGAUCAAGCCGGUUGAAAAUUCAGAGAAUCCAGUUUAUCCUGUAAUCCAUCGUCAGUAUAUUUACUUUUUAUCUAGUAAGAGAACUAAAGAAAAAUUUAUGAAGAACCCAAUCAAAUAUAUUCGCCAACCCAAACCUAAGCCCACUGUGCCCAUUAGGAUUACGAUCGUGGGGCCUCCAAAAUCUGGGAAAACUACAGUUGCCAGAAAAAUUGCAAGCGAGUAUGGCCUGAAGCGUUUAUCAAUAGGAGACGCUUUGCGUUCCGUAUUAAACAACCACCCAGAGACAGAGCUGGCACUUAUGCUGAACUGGCAUCUUCAUAAAGGAAUGACAGCACCUAAUGAACUGGCUAUCCAAGCCUUAGAACUUUCUCUGAUGGAAAGUGCAUGCAGUACUGCAGGUGUUGUCAUCGAUGGAUAUCCUGUAACAACUCUUCAAAUGAAUCUCUUGGAAGCCAGAUCAAUCAUUCCCAUGAUCAUCUUUGAGUUGGAUGUGCCUUCCAAAGAGACUUUCAAAAGAUUGCUUCUGGAAAAAAGUGAACAAAGUUUGCCUUACCCAUUGCACAAUAGUGCACAGAUUGUAGCUGUCAAGAAUGCAAAGUAUCACAAAAAUAUUGGCGAUAUUAGGAAAUAUUAUCAAGAACAGCAUCAGAACUGGUAUGUGAUUGAUGGAUUUCACAGCAAAUGGUGGGUCUGGAAUGAAGUCAUGAAGAACAUUCAAAUGAUAAAUAAAUAUAUGCAGACAUACCUGGAAAGAAUAAAAGCAGGAAAGGCCGCCCGCAUUGACAUGCUAUGUAUCACGCCUCAAGAGCUGAUUUCUCGCCUGGGAGAAUUUGGACAGUACUGCCCUGUGAGCCUGGCAGAAACCAAUGAAUUAUUUGAUUGCUCUGGAACUGACUCCUUGGAAUUUGCAGCAGAGUUCAGGGGACACUAUUACAAAAUGUAUUCUCAAGAAAAACUGAACAAAUUCUUGGAGAACCCGGAAUUGUAUGUGCCUCCCUUAGCACCUAAUCCACUCCCAUCUGCUGACAUGAUCCCCAAAAGGCUGACGCUGUCAGAGCUGAAGAGUCGAUUUCCCAAGUGUGCUGAGCUCCAGGGCUACUGUCCAGUGACCUACCAGGAUGGAAAACAAAGAUAUGAAGCCCUAGUACCUGGUAGCAUUAACUAUGCUGUAGAAUAUCGUGAUCGAAUAUAUAUUUGUGAAAGUAAACAAAAACUCCAGAAGUUUUUGAGGUCACCGCUGAAAUACUGGGAUCAGAAGCUUCCACACAAACUUCCCCCGUUAAAGGAACCAAUAUUUCUCACGAGCCUGCCUUUGCCCGGAUAUCUGGAACAGGGUAUCGCCACUUCUCUGAUUAAAGCAAUGAAUGCAGCAGGAUGCUUAAAGCCCAAAUUCCCCUUCUUAAGCGUAAGGAAGUCUGCACUGCUAUACAUAGCAUUGCAUCUAAAAGCAUUUAAUCCCAAAGGUUCCGAAUAUACACGAAAAAAGUAUAAGAAGAAGAUGGAUCAGUUUGUGGAGAGAUGUGAACUGAUAACAUACCUGGGUGCCAAGAUGACCAGAAAAUACCAAGAACCUCAGUUUAGAGCCAUUGAUUUUGAUUAUAAGUUACAGAGUUUUCUCUCACUCAGAGAUAUAGACCCUAUUAAUGGCUAAUUUGAUUAGGUAAGUGCAGCCUGAAUCUCAAGAGUUCUCACAAAGUGAUAGAGGGAAAUCCAGAGAAAUAGAUUGAAAAUCGAGCGCCCUCCGAAGUUCUUUGUCCAUCUGAAUAACAGAGGGACUGGCAGUUCCAAAUGGGACUCCAAGGUCUGCCAGCUAAAAGGGAGUGCUCUUCUGUAAGUCUAAGUUUCAAUACAGCUUUAAAGUUUAUUGCUCUUUGCCGAAGCUUCCCUACUUUAAUAAAAUAGACAUUCCACUUAAAAUUCCAUUUAGACAAUUUAAGUAACUUGUUUCCUAUCGUACAUUUGUUUUUCUUUUUAACAUUUG
Messenger RNA from Tupaia belangeri chinensis (Chinese tree shrew), 6172 nucleotides. It is a transcript of the gene AK9, whose product is annotated as adenylate kinase 9. Gene Ontology annotation, biological process: nucleobase-containing compound metabolic process. Gene Ontology annotation, molecular function: ATP binding; nucleobase-containing compound kinase activity; ATP hydrolysis activity. The coding region runs from base 95 to 5842 and encodes 1915 amino acids. The record is from RefSeq and is a predicted model, not a curated record. The transcript has 41 exons. NCBI's taxonomy places the organism in Eukaryota, Metazoa, Chordata, Mammalia, Scandentia, Tupaiidae.